GUCCACACGCCUUCAGCGCACCAGCGGAGGAGGUGUUCCUGGUGGCCAUCUUUGAUGCGCGAAGUGAUUGUUUGGCGAAUAGAAAUAAUAGGAAAUAAAAAUAUAGCGUAAAAAGUUGGAAAAUUGCGCCGGAGCCGAAAGGAAUAUUAAGAGGAAGAGUGAAACUCGAGGAAAUAAGUAAAAGAAGGCAUGAAGAAAACAUCAUAGUCGAGACGUCAUGGCUGAUAAAAGGAAACUUCAAGGUGAAAUAGACAGAUGUUUAAAGAAAGUUGCAGAAGGUGUAGAGCAGUUUGAAGACGUUUGGAAAAAGCUCCACAAUGCAGCCAAUGCCAACCAAAAAGAAAAAUAUGAAGCAGACCUCAAGAAAGAAAUAAAAAAAUUACAGCGGCUUCGAGACCAGAUUAAGACGUGGGUCGCCUCCAAUGAGAUCAAAGACAAAAAACAGCUAGUAGAAAACCGAAAACUCAUAGAAACGCAAAUGGAGCGUUUUAAAAUUGUAGAACGGGAGACCAAAACGAAAGCGUACUCUAAAGAGGGACUCGGUCUGGCUCAGAAAGUUGAUCCUGCACAAAAAGAGAAAGAAGAGAUCGGGCAGUGGCUAACGAGCAUGAUCGACACUUUGAACAUGCAAGUGGAUCAGUUUGAGAGUGAGGUAGAGUCACUGUCUGUCCAGACCAAGAAGAAAAAAGGAGAUAAAGAGAAGCAGGAUCGGAUCGAGGAGUUAAAACGAAUGAUCGAGCGGCACAGGUUUCACAUUCGCAUGCUCGAGACUAUCCUGAGAAUGCUGGACAACGAUUCGAUACAGGUGGACGCUAUCCGCAAGAUUAAAGACGAUGUAGAAUACUACCUUGAUUCUUCUCAGGACCCAGACUUUGAAGAGAACGAGUUCAUAUACGAUGACAUUGAUAUGGAGGAGAUAACCCAGCCAGUAGUGGCCACAUCUCCGCCAGGCAACAUGGACGAUGAACUUUUCCAACACUCCAGUUCUACGCCGACCUCCACGACAUCCUCUUCCCCCAUCCCUGUCUCACCAGCUACUUGCACUACGAAUUCGGAAGAUGAAAAGAAAAGAGGUCGUUCGACAGACAGCGAAAUUAGUCAGUCACCUGUCAAGAAUGGAAAUCCAUCUUCAUCGCUAUCCUCCUCAUCCUCAUUAUCGUCAUCCUCGGGAGCCUCUUCAAACUCUUCGAUCUCAAUGGCAACCAUCACCAGCUGUGGAAGCUCAAUAUCAGGGGUCAACAUGGGAGUCUCUCCUCCAAACUCUAGCAGCUACAGUUCAGCAACCCAGCAACUAUCACAGCAAACCCAACAUCAGCACCAGCCCAAAACCCCCUCCCAGUCCAGCACAAGCUCAGCCUCCAUCAACAGUAUCUUACUCCCAACACCCAUCUCCACCUCACCGCCCACAACCAGCAUACCCAGCCCUCAAACGCCCAUCUCCCAAAGCCAACCUAUGUUGGGUUCCACCUCUGUUUUGGGCCUGGGAAAGGUUACAACAACAACGAGCGUUGCGAACCAGAUCCCCAGCCUGGCCCUUUCAGGGAUGCCGGCAUCCUUAAGCAGUAUGGCUGGGUUUUUGAGCGGAUCUACACCUUACGCGCAAGCGGCAGCAGCGGGUUCAGUUAGCGGUGGGCUGUCGGGGUCUCUCGGAUCGAAUGUUAGUAGCUCCAGCUCCAGUGGACUUGUAACCUCAUUGGGCCCCAAUGGAAGUCUGGGAUCCACAAACCUCUUGGGCUCAGGGUCUGGUGUUUUCGGUCUCGGGUCGACACAGUCUGUUGUGGAGCCUCUGGUGGGUCUUAGCCCUGUGGGAGGAGGACUGACACCAGGGAGCAAUAUUGGAGUAAUAGGAAGCAACAUAGGGACCUCUGGGACUACAAGCUCAUCGGCUAUGGGAAGUGGAGUGUUACCUCAGCCGCCUAGUGGACCGAAACAAAAUGGUGGUACAAGUUAUAGUGCCGUGGUAGCGGACAGCACGUCAGACUCAGCCCUCACCAGUGUCAGCCAAUCACAAAACAGCCAAUCCUCCUUAAAUUCCUCAACAAAUCAGCCUAAGGACAAUGGGUCCAGCCUUCUGGGGUUGAUGACUCUGCCGCCCAGCUCGCCCUCUCCAUCGUACAGUGAAAGUAAACCAGUUGGUGUAAGCCUGCUGAACGGUCCUCACUCCUAUACACAGGCUGCCGACACCAUCAAGCCUCAGGAGCCUCUGAGCUCUUUAAAAUCCAUGGCAGAGAGGGUUGCUCAUGGCUCAGGGUUAGAAGGAGAGCUGUCUGCACUACAUAUCACUAGUGAUAUCUUCCCCAGCUCUACGACUCCUUCGGGCACUCCUGCAGUUCCUCAGCUAGUUCUGACGGAGGUGAACAUCGCCCCUUCGUUGGGCGUGUGCCCACUGGGCCCCGUCCCCCUUUCCAAAGAGCAGCUCUACCAGCAAGCCAUGCAAGAGUCUGCCUGGACGCACAUGCCUCGCCCGUCUGAUUCAGAGAGGAUCAGGCAGUACCUGAUGAGGAACCCCUGCCCAACACUGCCUUUCCACCACCAGGUGCCACCUUCUCAUUCUGACACUGUGGAGUUUUACCAGAGACUGUCUACAGAAACCCUCUUCUUCAUCUUUUACUAUUUAGAGGGUACCAAGGCACAGUAUCUAGCAGCAAAGGCCUUGAAGAAGCAGUCAUGGCGGUUUCACACAAAGUACAUGAUGUGGUUCCAGAGGCACGAGGAGCCUAAGACCAUCACGGAUGAGUUUGAGCAAGGGACAUACAUUUACUUCGACUAUGAGAAAUGGGGCCAGAGGAAGAAAGAAGGAUUUACAUUCGAGUAUAGAUAUCUCGAAGACCGAGACCUUCAGUGACAAACAGACAAACACCGAGAACGGAGGACUUCUGCCGACAUUCCGGACUGAAUCAACACGCAUAUACACACUCUCUUUCAUUCACUAAAGUGGAGACCCAGAUGAAUGUGCGGGGCUGUUUUAUGUCUCGCUGGUGCAAAAAGCAUCUGGGGCUCCAAUCGUCCCCUUUGACGUGCCACUCCCUUUGUGACCCCGCCCCCUAAUUCCAUUAGACCUGACAGCAUUGAAUCUCAUCUUCUCACACCAACCUUAGGUCCUGCAAUUUUAUGGAGCAUUAUUGCACCAAAGAAAAUAUUUGAAGUAGCAGCAAGAUUACAAAAUACACACACAGGUCUGCAGAAUUUAUUAAAAAGCCGUAAAAGCAUUUUCUGAGCUACAGUAAGAGUUGAAGUGAACAUCAGCUUAAAUUCUUUGGCAUAACCGUUUUUUUUUUGCCAUGCAGACAUGCCCAAAAAAGCGCAGGAUUUAAUUCAUACAUAUGCGCUUUGCAUUACAUGCCCUGUGUUUUAUUAGUGAUAUUUCUAACUUUCCUACCACUGUGAUGAGAGACUUGAGCCCCAGCUAAAGCACAUAAAUGUGUUUAUAGCCAUUUACAAAUAGCAAAGAAACCAAGUCUCUCAGAAUUGGUGAGGUUGUGACAAGACUCUGUGAUCUGUGUUUAAUAAAUAUAUAAAUAGCUUUUUUUGGGCUAAGAAAGGGAAUUAACAAACGUGUAUAUUAUUAGGCUAAAUAUAUAUAUCAGUGUUGUCACAUUUUUCACUAGAACCCAAGAACGCAUAGAUUUCACACUUAACACCGUGUCUUACGACAUAUUCAGAAAUUUCCAGCGUUUCAUGCAAAAUAUUGUUCCUCGUUUUUGUUUGUGGUGUACGGAUUUGCAACCAGAGAUAAUUUAGUGCUGCUGAGCGGGAUGUGGCCAUUUGUUUUAAAAUUUUAAAUUCGUCAAAAUUAGAGGCAUUAAGCUCGUACAAAAUGCCCAUGCACACCACCUUGUUUUUAUUGCAACGUUUAUCUUUCACGAUGAGCGUGUGGAAGAGAGCAGAAAUGUGAAGUAUAUAUAUUUUUUUUCCUAACUGGAAAAGUGUUGUACAGAACGUUUGUUCUCCCCGAUUUCAUUUGAACGGCAUGAGAAAUUACACUCGUGAAGUGGACUGGAGUAAAUAAAACCAUUGCAAUGAAAGUAAAGACUGUAAAAUAUAAAUAAAAUAAUUACUUUUCAAAAAAA
Misgurnus anguillicaudatus (oriental weatherfish) is the source of this 4070-nucleotide messenger RNA. It is a transcript of the gene cnot3b, whose product is annotated as CCR4-NOT transcription complex, subunit 3b. NCBI's taxonomy places the organism in Eukaryota, Metazoa, Chordata, Actinopteri, Cypriniformes, Cobitidae. The record is from RefSeq and is a predicted model, not a curated record. Gene Ontology annotation, biological process: regulation of DNA-templated transcription. Gene Ontology annotation, cellular component: nucleus; CCR4-NOT core complex.